UGAACACCGGGCUCACUACAACGCGAGAAGGCGACAAAAACGAGUUCUACUCCACAAAUAUUCACAUCUACUGGUCAUUCUACAGUAGCAGCAUGGCGUGCAAGUAUUCACUGCUGUUUCUGUUCACCUUUCUGGCAUGGGCGCCGGUUCCCCACCUGCAGGCGCACGGCCUCUAUAGCCAGCAGGGCUACUUAGUCGCCUUCUCUCUCGGCAGCAGAGCGGCCUUUCCCGAACAGCCACAGUCACAGCCUCAGCCACAGCCACAGCCACAACCACAACCACAGCAACGGAUACAGACGCAGCAGCCACAGCCGACAGCAAAUGCUCCAAAUAUACCGCUGGUGCGUCAACAGCCCCGGAAUCCCGCUCAGUAUCCACCUAAAGACCUGCAACAGCGCCUAGAUGUCAACAACCAAGCGCAGUUGGUUCCUCAGCCACUGCCACAGCCAGCAGUGCAGCAAAAUCGACCACAGGUUGAUCUCAAUGGACGGCCAGUGGUGCCAACUGUUCCCACACCAGCAGUCGCCGGUGCCAUUCCUAUCGCCACCCCGAUUUCAGUCGGUGCUCCUGUCCCCCCUGGACCGUUUACAACAGUUCAGGCACAUAAUGCUCCCUCCGCUGGGCCCGUUGCCCAGGGACCUCCCCGUCCUGCACCAAAGUACAGCUACAUGGAGAAUUUCAGCUCGCACCUUUUCAAACAGAUAUGGCCCAAUGCGCUAAACCAAAACAUGGUAUACUCACCAUCUUCUCUGCAUUCCAUACUGGGCCUCAUUUAUGGCGCUUCAGGCGGAGAAACAGCGGAAGAGUUACGAGUUGCAGGUAAAUUCUCAGCGAAGAAAGCCGUGGCCGAGGACUUCGAAAGACUGUUCAAUAUGUUGCGAGGCUCACCGAAUGCUCAGCUUUCCGUAUUAAGUCGCGUGUUCUAUAAUUACAAGCUGGGUGGCCUUAAUCCCGAUUACCGAAACUAUGCGGUCACAUACUUUAAUUCGGACAUCGAGAAAGCCGACUUUGCGAAUCCAAAGACCGCAGACCGCAUUAAUGCCUGGGUAUCAGAUAGCACGUCCAAUCGCAUAAGGAAUCUGGUCUCGCCCAAUGAUUUUGAUGAUAGAACUGAGGCUUUCCUGAUCAACGCCGUCUUCUUUAAGGCGCGAUGGGCCAACGAGUUCUCGGCCAUGGACACUAUGGACGCGCGAUUUCGGGUCAAUAGCAAUACGGCAGUCAAUGUAAAAAUGAUGUUCAAUGACGACAUAUUCGACUAUGUGGACUUGCCGGAGUUGAAUGCAAAGGCUUUGGAGCUACCAUACGCGUCUACAUCGAUCAGCAUGCUAUUCAUUUUGCCAAAUGAAAUCGAUGGAUUGGCGCAGUUGGAACACCAGUUGGGAGACUACGAUUUAAAUAAGAUUGCAGCCAGGCUGCGCAGAGAAUCUGUGACAGUUCGCAUUCCUAGGUUCCGGAUUGAGUUCGAACAGGACAUGACUGGACCCCUGCAGAAGAUGAAUGUGCGUCGCAUGUUCCAGAAGAACUCGCAGGUGGAUGCAAUGUUAAUGCCACACACGAACGUAAUGGUCUCCAAGAUUAUACAGAAGGCGUCCAUUGAUGUCAAUGAGGCGGGGUCUGAAGCAGCCGCGGCCACAUAUGCCAAGUUUGUGCCACUCUCGCUGCCCGUCAAGGCUCGUGAGUUCAACGCCGACCAUCCAUUUGUGUUUGCCAUUCGCACACCGGACGCUGUGCUCUUCAUUGGCCAUGUGGUGGAUCCCCCCCAUGCGGCGAGCUGAGUCGACUCUCUAGUGAUAAGUGCUUAGUAUUUUAUAUUAUUUUAACGCAACAUUUCGCUACUACAUAGUACGUAUAAUAAAUACUCAUAUAAAACAAA
Scaptodrosophila lebanonensis is the source of this 1873-nucleotide messenger RNA. Its product is annotated as serine protease inhibitor 42Dd. The record is from RefSeq and is a predicted model, not a curated record. The transcript has 4 exons. Gene Ontology annotation, molecular function: serine-type endopeptidase inhibitor activity. Bases 93 to 1775 code for a protein of 560 amino acids. NCBI's taxonomy places the organism in Eukaryota, Metazoa, Arthropoda, Insecta, Diptera, Drosophilidae.